This is a messenger RNA of Diutina rugosa, 669 nucleotides long. RefSeq lists its product as uncharacterized. Lineage: Eukaryota; Fungi; Ascomycota; Pichiomycetes; Serinales; Debaryomycetaceae. The record is from RefSeq and is a predicted model, not a curated record. The transcript has a single exon. The coding region runs from base 1 to 669 and encodes 222 amino acids.
AUGGUGUUCUACUUCAAGGCCGUCAUCCCCGAUGAAAUCGUCGACAUCGAACGGCAGAUCUAUAUGGGUCGGGAUAAGAUCGAAAACGACCCGUUGAUCCACCACUCCCACCCGAAAAACAUUUGGUUCCACGUCGAUAACGUCUCCCUGGCUCACGUCUACCUUCAGUUGACGGCUGAUGAGAUCAAGCUGUGGAAACUGUUUCAACUGUUUGACAUCGAUGAACGAGUCUUAGAGCAGAUGGCUCAGUUGGUUAAAGCUAAUUCCAUCAAGGGCAAUAAGCUUAAUAACGUCACUAUCAUCUAUACUCCAGUGGAAAACCUUCACACUGAUGGGCUGAUGGAUACCGGUACUGUCACUUUCAAAAACCCUAAAUUAGUGAAACGAGUGAAAGUGGCUAAAAAGGAUAAUGCCAUUAUCAACAAAUUAAAUAAGACUAAGACCGAGGGACUGACUGAAGACUUUAUCGCUGCUCAACAAGAACUUGCUAAACAGAUUGAUCGUGAGAGAAAGGAACAAGAACGUCUUGACAAAGAACUUGAAUUACAAUACGCUGAGGCUAAACGCACCAAAAAUGACCCUUACGCCGACUUAUACUCACAAGAGGCGGUCAACGCUAACCUGAAUGAGUUCCGUAACGAGAACUGGGUCGACGACGAGUUUUGGUGA